AUGAACAACGUAUGUGAUAAUGCUGUGAAGGUACCAAUUCUAAGUAUCACGAGAGAAACACAACAUGAAACAUCAUUGAUGAACGAGCUCACUCAAACUAUAAACGAUUUAACUAAACAAGUUCAACUUGCGUUGGAUAAAAUCCAAAAAAGUCGUAAUGAGACGCUUGAAAAGGCCAAGGAAAUGCGACGACAAAAAAUACAAGAUAUUGAAAAACACUUUAUGAGUCAAUGUAGUAACAUAGAAGAGCGAUACAAUCAGUUGAUGCGACUCGAAGAAGACGUUCGCAAACGUCUGACAAUAGAAGCUUGUCAAAAGUACAUCACUAUGAAUUCAGAAGAUAAUGAUGAAGCGAUCGUUAUACAACAAAUGAUCGAUUCUCUUUCUCAAGACAUAUGGCAAUUACGAUGGAAUCCAUCAACAAUACAAACAUCGACUCCUAAUGGUGAAAAACAGGCUGGUUUUUCUCCAUUGUUUGAAAAUGCAGCAGCGGACACAUUGAAAACGAAAGAUAAAUGGAUUGGAGGAUGGGCAGAACAAGCAAGUUUAGCGCGGAACGAACAAAAUGCAAAUAAAACUCAACAGUCACAAGCGAAAAAACCUCAGAAGAUUGAACCUAGCCAAAAACUUAUUAGCCUAUUUUCAUCAAAUGCGGCUCAAGAAGAUGUCAAGAAUUAUCUAAAGGUAGCUAUCAUUAUCGCAUUAUCUGGAUUAUAA
Messenger RNA from Rotaria sp. Silwood2, 717 nucleotides. The record is from the annotation of a GenBank genome assembly. NCBI's taxonomy places the organism in Eukaryota, Metazoa, Rotifera, Eurotatoria, Philodinida, Philodinidae.